Molecule: messenger RNA, 1717 nt
Organism: Sebastes umbrosus (honeycomb rockfish)
Lineage: Eukaryota; Metazoa; Chordata; Actinopteri; Perciformes; Sebastidae
Product: FUN14 domain-containing protein 1
Exons: 5
Coding region: 71-550 (159 amino acids)
Biological process (GO): autophagy of mitochondrion
Cellular component (GO): mitochondrial outer membrane
Source: RefSeq, a predicted model, not a curated record
GGCAGCGCGUCACGGAGUGGGCGUGACUUAGCUUUGUCAACAUCCUGGUGACAUAACCAGUUUCUCCAAAAUGGCGACGGGGGACCACAGAGAAGGUCAGGACGACCCAGAGAGUGAAGAGGAGGUUUAUGAGGUUGUAGACCUGACAGAAUAUGCCCGGAGGCACCAGUGGUGGACCCGGAUGUUUGGGAGCAACUCUGGCCCCAUAGCUGAGAAGUAUUCUGUGGCCACCCAGAUCGCAAUGGGAGGGGUGACUGGAUGGUGUGCUGGUUACCUCUUCCAGAGAGUUGGGAAGAUAGCUGCUACCGCUGUUGGUGGAGGGUUCCUUCUUUUACAGAUCGCCAAUCAUAGCGGCUACGUGCAGGUGGACUGGAAGAAGGUGGAGAAGGACGUGAACAAAGCAAAGAAGCACCUGAAGAAGAAGGCAAACAAAGCAGCGCCUGAAAUAAACACAUUCAUUGAGGAGGUAAAGGCCACAGACUUUAUAAAAAGGAACAUCGUCUUGUCCAGCGGGUUCGUCGGCGGCUUCUUCCUGGGUUUGGCCUCCUAAAGCCACUGCCUCCACUUACUGUGAAUCACUACAUAGGUCACUUUCCUCUCCAUUGUUUACCUCGCGGCCCUAUGUGUGCAUUGAUUGAACAGGGGAGGUUAUGUUGAACAUUAAAGCAUGAUCUGUUGCGUUAACUGUAAUAUUGUUCUACUCCCCCUGUUUUAAAUCAAUCCUAGCUAAUCAUUUCCUUCUUGGAGGACUGAGUGCACAUUCUGAAGUGAGUGUGGAGUGGAUUAUACUGUGACUUUCUUCUAUGGGACCCGUCAUGGAUCUUUGCCAGACUGCUGAACAUGUCAAGCUGCCACAAACGAGCACUCAUUGCUUUUUCAACACCGAUCUGAGUCUAGAUCGUCCAUCCCCUUGUGUUUUUGGCCUGGUGGACGCUGAUCUCAGAUAAGUUGCGUAGGCGCUGUUGUAAAUAUAUAGCCAACCCCUUUUAUUCAGAGGUGUAAAUACCCACACACGGGUAAAUAUUAUAUAAACAACAAGAGUGGGAAGUUAACACCGUCCCCCAGUCUAUUGCUUUUUCUAUGUAGCUGUGAAGUUUUAAAGUUUGCCACACUGACUGGGGGUUUAAACUCAUAUUUCCCCACUCUGAGCAGGAGAUAUUAAUAUACAACACAUAUCAUGAGCAUAAACAAAAUGUUACAUCUGGUGAAUGUUCUCUUACUUUACAACAGAGUAUUAAAUACACAUCCUUUUAUUCCCAUAAUCUUCAGCUCUACAGUUCCCUUUAAUGACAGGAUGAGCAGACGCUGUACCCUAAUUACCACCAAAAGCGACAUCAGUCCCGUCAUUAAAGAGCAUAAUGGAGCAGCUAUUGUGACUCCCACGCCCUCGCUAUUGUCAUUGUGCUUUUAGUAGUGUCAGUGUAGCGAUAACACAACAGAGAUGCUGCCGAGUCAUGCGUAUUAUUCACAUUAUCUAAAUAGGACAUCCACACAUUGGAGUCCACUUCAGUUGAUCACAAGUUGCUUAUUUUGUUUUGGGUUUUUUUCCGCCUAUUUCUACAGUGCAAUAUAAUUUUUUGAGACUUCUACUGGCAUUUUUGUACGUUCCAUAUUCCCUCAUUGUUUGCAUUUAAUGCUAUUUUGUUAUCUGAGCUGUAUGAAUUUGUUUGGGUGUCUCUUUUUAAAUAAAGUUGCCUGAUUUUGUUUUGAACAGAAA